Molecule: messenger RNA, 1184 nt
Organism: Nicotiana attenuata
Lineage: Eukaryota; Viridiplantae; Streptophyta; Magnoliopsida; Solanales; Solanaceae
Product: hydroxyacylglutathione hydrolase cytoplasmic
Exons: 7
Coding region: 111-887 (258 amino acids)
Molecular function (GO): hydroxyacylglutathione hydrolase activity
Source: RefSeq, a predicted model, not a curated record
UCCACGUUAUUCUAGUCUCAAGAGUUUAACAGUUAUCUGCUACGCGCGCUCGAUAAUUGCGUUUUUCCAACUUGACAGAACUGAGUGGAAUAAUCUGAUCGGCGCCCGAGAUGAAAGUUCUUCACAUUCCAUGCUUAGAUGACAAUUAUUCCUAUAUGAUCAUAGAUGAAACAACAAAGGAAGCUGCAGUAGUGGACCCAGUGGAGCCACAUAAGGUCCUUAGAGUUGCUCAAGAGAAUGAAGUUGACCUUAAGUUUGUUCUCACCACUCAUCACCAUUGGGAUCAUGCCGGAGGGAAUGAUAAAAUGAAGCAGCUUGUUCCUGGAAUAAAAAUUUAUGGUGGAUCGGUUGAUAAUGUGAGGGGUUGUACUGAUAAAGUUGAAAAUGGUGACAAGAUAUCCCUUGGUGCUGACACCAGCAUAUUAUCUCUUCACACUCCAAGUCACACAAAAGGUCAUAUAAGCUACUAUGUUACUGGCAAAGAGGGAGAGGAUCCUGCUGUUUUUACUGGGGAUACAUUGUUUAUUGCUGGUUGUGGUAAGUUUUUUGAAGGCACUGCAGAACAAAUGUAUCAGUCACUGUGUGUGACACUAGGUUCUUUGCCAAAGCCAACUCGGGUGUAUUGUGGCCAUGAGUACACAGUAAAAAAUUUGCAGUUUGCUUUAACAGUUGAACCUGACAAUGCCAAAAUUGCACAAAAGUUGGCAUGGGCUGAGCAUCAGAGAAGAGUAGGUCUUCCAACAAUUCCAUCAACCAUUGAGGAAGAAAUGGAAACUAACCCAUUCAUGCGGGCUGAUCUUCCAGAGGUUCAGGAAAAGGUGGGAUUCAAGUCUCCUGUUGAAGCCUUACGUGAAAUCAGGCAACGAAAGGAUAACUGGAAGGGCUGAAUAAUAACUCGAGCAUAAAAGUAAUGCUUUUAUAGUUCCUGUUUUGCGUCUACAAAAAGGUGGAAAUGUUACUGGCGAAAUUGAUGUCAACUGUGCUGAAAGUUUAUGCUUUUCCUUGCGAUGUUGUGUCUUUCAAAAUCAUAACCUAACGCUUUAUUUGAAAUGUAUUUGAGCAUGAGAGAGUUCGCGACUUUCCUUGGCUUAGACUCAAAUGCUGGUUAAUUUCCUGUGUAAUAUGAUGUCAUAAUCUCUUGAAAAUUUUGGCAGAUCACCAUUCAAAAGUGAGGUUCCGUUUAA